Messenger RNA from Brenthis ino (lesser marbled fritillary), 342 nucleotides. The record is from the annotation of a GenBank genome assembly. Lineage: Eukaryota; Metazoa; Arthropoda; Insecta; Lepidoptera; Nymphalidae.
AUGUCAUUUGUGGAUCCGCGCAUACGGCAAAUAAAAAUUAAAACUGGGGUGGUAAAGCGAAUUGCGAAGGAAAAAGUCGUUUACGAGAAAGAAGUUGAACAGCAAAAGAACAGGAUACAGAGAAUAAAAGACGAAGGCCAGGACGAACAUAAUAUAAGGAAGCAAGAGGAGGUCCUGCAGGAGUCGCUUAUGAUGGUCCCUGACUGUCAGCGACGACUGGCUAAAGCAUUUGAAGAUUUAAAAAACAUAUUGGAAACAGAACAAGAUUUGAAAGAAAACGAAGAUUACAUUGCGGCAGAACAAGUAUUAAAAGACGCUGAAACCCAAUUACCUGAAUCUUCU